This is a messenger RNA of Tyto alba (common barn owl), 1114 nucleotides long. Its product is annotated as C-C chemokine receptor type 10. The record is from RefSeq and is a predicted model, not a curated record. Gene Ontology annotation, cellular component: membrane. Gene Ontology annotation, molecular function: C-C chemokine receptor activity. Bases 1 to 1095 code for a protein of 364 amino acids. Lineage: Eukaryota; Metazoa; Chordata; Aves; Strigiformes; Tytonidae. The transcript has 2 exons. Gene Ontology annotation, biological process: chemotaxis; G protein-coupled receptor signaling pathway; immune response.
AUGCAGGAGCAGGUGACCCCCAGCCCCACCCCGAUGGAACCCACCACCACCACCGACUUCUACCCCUGGGAGGACGGGUACGCGUGGGAGAACGGCAUGCUGCCUGAGCUCUGCGAGAAGCAGGCGGUGCAGGGCUUUGCCCGCAGCUACCAGCCCGCUGUCUACCUGCUGCUCUCGCUGCUGGGCACGGUGGGGAACGGGCUGGUGCUGCUCACGCACACCCGCUACCGCCGGGCACGCAGCAUCACCGACGUCUGCCUCCUGCACCUCGCCCUGUCCGACCUCCUGCUGCUCCUGACGCUGCCCUUCGCCGUCACUGACACGCUGCAGGGCUGGUCCCCGGGCACAGCUGCCUGCAAGGCGCUGCAGGGCCUCUACGCCCUCAACUUCUACAGCGGCUUCCUCUUCCUCACCUGCAUCAGCGUGGACCGCUACGUGGCCAUCGUGCGGGUGCCGGCUGCCUGCCGCCUGCGCCCGCGGGCUCGCCGCCGGGGCUGGCUGACGGCGGGGCUGGCCUGGCUGCUGGCCAUGCUGCUGGCACUGCCCCAGUUCAUCUACGGCCAAGCGGAGCAGCACCAGGACCUCCAGCUCUGCCGCGUCGUCUUCCCCCGGGAGGUCUCGCGGGUUGCCCGGGGGGCCACCAACCUGGUGCAGGUCGUGCUGGGCUUCGCGGUGCCCUUCCUGGUGAUGGCAAGCUGUUACGCGGCCGUGGCCCGGACGCUGCUGGCGGCCCGUGGUGCCCAGCCCCACCGGGCGCUGCGGGUGCUGGUGGCCCUCGUGCUGGUGUUCGUGGCCCUGCAGCUGCCCCACAGCCUGAUGGUGCUGCUGGACGCGGCCGAGCUGCUGGCCAGCUGGGAGAUGAGCUGUGCUCAGAGCCGCCGCAAGGACCUGGCGCUGCUGGUCACCGGCGGGCUGGCGUACCUGCGCUGCUGCCUCAACCCCCUGCUCUACGCCUUCCUGGGCCAGCGCUUCCGCCGGGAGCUGUGGCUGCUGGCCAGUGACGCCGGCUGCGUGGGGCCCCUUGAGCCGCGCUGCCCCAGUUGCCCCAGUCCCCGCCGGCGGACAUCGCUCUCCACCUGCCAGGACGUGGUGUAGGGACACGGUGCCCAUGGCU